CUGACUCGCCUCCAUGCGGUCCUUCUUUGUUUUAAUUAUUGGUUCCUGAAAUCUCCCAUCCCGGGAGAGGCAGAGACCGCCAGCCGCCGACAAAACUGAAAGACGGCCGCCUUUUCCUCCCGCCGGUUGCCAGGAGGAAGAACCUGGGCACCAGAGAAUAUAGAGGAAGACUGAUUCAGCCGGCACUUGACCUUUCUUUGUGACCAGUAAACAGUAUUGAUGCCAUUCAUAUAAGAAACGUGGACCUUAGAUAGCAAGGAAAAAAAGAGAUAAUUUUAUCCACACUCAGAACGGAAACACCUAUUAAAGACAGUCCCUCAUUUUAGAACCACGCCAUACCUGAGCGAUAGAUGAAUGGCAAAUUCUAGACUGCCAUAUAUCUGAUAAAAUCAGUGUGAAGUCAGUAAUAGUGAACUUCCAUAGAGCUUCAAAGUUUCCCUGGAAUCUAAAAUGGCAAAAGAAAGUCAACAUCAGGCCCUGGCGGCCCUGCCAGGUACCACGGCGAUAGUAAAUAACGUCACAGAACCAUCAAUUCCUGGAGGAAAGGGAGGACCAAAAGAAGAUGCAUUUUCAAAGUUAAAGGAAAAAUUUAUGAAUGAACUGAACAAAAUUCCACUGCCACCUUGGGCCUUAAUAGCCAUAGCCAUCGUUGCAAUUCUGCUAGUCCUUACCUGCUGCUUCUGUCUGUGUAAGAAAUGCUUGUUCAAAAAGAAAAACAAGAAGAAGGGCAAAGAAAAGGGAGGGAAAAAUGCGAUUAACAUGAAAGAUGUGAAAGAUUUAGGCAAGAACUUGAAAGAUCAGGCACUUAAGGAUGAUGAUGCUGAAACUGGAUUGACUGAUGGAGAAGAGAAGGAAGAAGUUAAAGAAGAAGAGAAAUUAGGAAAAAUCCAGUAUUCUUUGGAUUAUGACUUUCAAAAUAAUCAGCUUCUGGUAGGGAUUAUUCAAGCUGCCGAACUGCCUGCUUUGGAUAUGGGUGGUACGUCUGAUCCCUACGUGAAGGUUUUUCUGCUUCCUGAUAAGAAGAAGAAAUAUGAAACAAAAGUUCACAGGAAGACUCUUAAUCCUGUCUUCAAUGAGCAGUUUACAUUCAAGGUUCCAUAUUCUGAACUUGGAGGAAAAACCUUAGUGAUGGCAGUAUAUGACUUUGAUCGUUUCUCCAAACAUGAUAUAAUUGGAGAGUACAAGGUGCCAAUGAACACUGUGGAUUUUGGUCAUGUAACUGAGGAGUGGCGGGAUUUGCAAAGUGCUGAAAAAGAAGAGCAAGAGAAGCUAGGUGACAUCUGCUUCUCUCUCCGCUAUGUGCCUACCGCUGGCAAGCUGACUGUUGUCAUCCUAGAAGCAAAGAAUCUGAAGAAGAUGGAUGUGGGAGGCUUAUCAGAUCCCUAUGUGAAGAUUCAUCUGAUGCAGAAUGGCAAACGGCUGAAGAAGAAAAAGACAACAAUUAAGAAGAAUACUCUGAAUCCCUAUUAUAACGAAUCUUUCAGCUUUGAAGUGCCGUUUGAGCAAAUCCAGAAAGUGCAAGUUGUUGUGACUGUUUUGGACUAUGACAAGAUUGGCAAGAAUGAUGCCAUCGGGAAAGUAUUUGUGGGCUACAACAGCACCGGCGCGGAGCUGCGACAUUGGUCAGACAUGUUGGCCAACCCAAGGCGACCCAUUGCUCAGUGGCACACCUUACAGCCAGAGGAAGAGGUAGACGCCAUGCUCGCCGUCAAGAAGUAAAGAGGAAAUGGAAUGAGAAAAGAAGCCUUUCUGCAUUUGCCCAUAUAGUGCUCUUUAGCCAGUAUCUGUAAAUACCUCAGUAAUAUGGGUCCGUUUAUUUCCAGCCAUGCAUCCCUAACACAGAUCAGUGGUACUUCAAAUCUUGUUUUAUUUGCACAACUUUAAAUGUAGAAAGCCCUAUAAGGUCCUCCAUCUCACCACUGCCCUCAGAUCUACUUCUUCUUUUAAGCAAUAUGUGUAGAUAGAGCAUGACAGAAAUUAUUUAUUGUAUCACACAGUUGUACAUACCAGUAUGCUAAAAAUUUAUUUCUAGUCUGUUUCUUUGUAUGUUGUAAGCGUUUCCUAAUCUGUGUAUAUCUAGAUGUUUUUAAUAAGAUGUUAUAUUUUAAAUUAUGUAAAUUGACUGAGAUAUAGGAGAGCUGAUAAUAUAUUAUUGGGUAUCUAUCGUAUCGUCUGCAUUCCAGCAAAAAUUCCAACUUGUAAGGCACUAGUAGUGUUACACUGACAUCUUAAAGGACAACUUAAAUCUGAGCUUUCAACUGAAUCAUUACAAUACCAAAAUAUGCUCACACGGCGCUCCUGGAAGGGGUGAAUCCCACUGGUAGUUCUCUCUUGUGGGCAACUUAGCAUGAUCUGAGCAGCUCCACAGCUGACCUCAAGGAAGCGUAGCCAAAAGCCAGUAUGUCAUUUUUUUUCCUGUGUAUAUAUAAAAACAAAAGCAAAGCAUGGCUUUUCACUUAGACGUUAAAGGCGCAAUUCCUUGGGGAGGGAGCAUGAAUACAUAGCAACGUAUAAAUUGGGGAGGGGACAAAUCAAAAGGUUUGGGAUGCAGUAGUAGCAAACCCCUGCAACUUACCAUGGCAAACACAUACCUAAAACCCGGUAGCUCUCCGUUAUCAGCUUUAUACAAAAUUUACAUACUGUGAAUCCCAUUUGUGAUUUCACAUUCUCUAAUUCUAAUGAGUUUGCACAUUAGACUUUGUAACAAAAUAUUUUAUUAUACUAAGCCAGAUGAGAAGGAAUGCAGAAAUAUUUUUUAAAACAAAAAUCACAGCCGUGUGUGUUUAUUAUACAAAAGUAGUUUCAUGGUGAUGAGACAGUAUUGUAAAAUCCCAUCAAAAGAUGACAAAAAAUUUAGCCAUAUUUCUGAAUGCACUUCAAAGCAAGCCAAAAGAUAACAGCUAGUGACCUUUUAUAUACUAUUUAUACGUAAUAAGUUUUAAUUUGUCCUUUAAAAAAAGUGAAACAAAACAAAGAACAAGUUCUAGCAAACUGAAGCAACCUCUUAUGUACACUAGAUGCUCGUUUCAGGAGGAGUUUUUAAAUGUUUUCAAUGUUACUAUGUAGUAAAUGGCACUAUUAUGAAGCUAUUAGUCAUUCCAUAAGCGUCUUAAAAGACUGCUCUGUGUAUCACUGUGAAUGCCGUGUGUGCUUAGAAACUGUAGUUUUCUCAGUGGAUAGCAAUCAAUUUAUUCCGUAGUGAUAUUGUAAAAAUACUGCCAUUCCCUUCUACUGCACUGCCGAAGGAGUGCAUAGCACAAGUAGUUCUCAUACUUAUGGACCAAUUCAGAACUGGAGAGCUAUGCAUAGGACAAGGGCAUCAUAUAGAACAGACUGACCACACAGCAUUUUGUCAACACUGUGCAAUAUUUCUCAUCUCCCUAUUUUGAUAGUAAAGGGCUGCCCGAGAGAUAAGGCAGCCCAUCCUUUCAUAGUAUAUCAUUUUUCUGUGUCAUGUGCGGGCAUUACUCGUUCAAGCCUCCUCCUUGGAGACUACAUUCAUAAUUAAUGUAUUUUAUUUAUUUAUUUAUUUAUUUAUUUACUUGCUUGCUUAAAAGGCUGUGAAUUCAUUGUAAUAUAUUGGAAAUACUGAAUCUGUUUUCGUUAUCACCCAGAACCAAAAAUGCAAAGAAAAUAUUUUCUGUCCCCCACAAAGCAUCCUUUGGUAGGAAAAUUGAGAUUGCUCUAGAAGUAAAUUUGAUGAUGCAAGACUAUUAUUUGAAACCCCAGAAAUAUCAACUAACCAUGUUGGAAUAAUGAAUUUCCUUUCUCAGAGCUGUGCAUCUGCACUUUGCCCCGACAAGUGGAAAAGUUUUAAAAUGUCACAAAUGGAACUUGUGGCAACAAAUUUCUGCUUUCUACGUAGCAUCCUGAAACACAGGUUGUGACACCUAUCAGGUCUUUCUAUUUUCUAUACUAUCAGAAAGGGCAAAUUAAGUCAGAGACACCGAGGUGUAUAUAAGCAAAUCCAACAAGAAUGGUACAUAUUUUUUUCAAGGACUAAAUCUCACCAAAGACACGAACUAAACACAGGCAUGCAGCCUAUGAGGGAAGACUGUCAGGUCUAGCGUACAAUCCUUUAGUUCAUCAUCCUUACAGGGACAAAGCAAACAAACAUAAAGACCACAUCUUGAAAUGUAUAUGUUGAAACUGCCAGAACAGAUUCAUUGUGUUAAGAUAUUCUUAAUACAUUAUCUUUUUACACUGCCAGACUGAAUAUCACCACAGAACUGGUUGGCAAUGUGUGAUGAUUCUCAAACAGGAGAUCUGUUAUUUGACCAAGCUGACAUUUCAUCCUCAAAGAAGCCACAUGUACCUUCCUGACAAAGCUGUGUAAAAGUAUUAGAAUCUGAUGCUGUAGAAAGAUCCUAGUUGCCUUUGUGUAUAUUUACUGCCUGCUUGAGUGUUUCUAUGUGUGGGUUUUUCUCUGUAUCUCGUAGAAACGUUUGGGGUGUUCUAUCCUGCCAUAUUGCUCGUGGCCCGCGAGCUGACAAGUUUAGCUGUACUUAACAUUCAGUUUUGAUGAGGUGGUUUAUAUUUUGUUUCACUUUUGUGUAGUGAAUCCCACAGUAGAUUUUUCCAGGUGUCGUUAAAAUAAAACAUACAUAUUACACAGAUA
Molecule: messenger RNA, 4618 nt
Organism: Pogona vitticeps (central bearded dragon)
Lineage: Eukaryota; Metazoa; Chordata; Lepidosauria; Squamata; Agamidae
Gene: SYT1
Product: synaptotagmin 1
Biological process (GO): calcium ion-regulated exocytosis of neurotransmitter; synaptic vesicle endocytosis
Cellular component (GO): plasma membrane; dense core granule; axon
Molecular function (GO): calcium-dependent phospholipid binding; phosphatidylserine binding; clathrin binding
Source: RefSeq, a predicted model, not a curated record